Molecule: messenger RNA, 3356 nt
Organism: Drosophila novamexicana
Lineage: Eukaryota; Metazoa; Arthropoda; Insecta; Diptera; Drosophilidae
Gene: BOD1
Product: dentin sialophosphoprotein
Exons: 4
Coding region: 81-3284 (1067 amino acids)
Source: RefSeq, a predicted model, not a curated record
ACAUUGCAAGACUUCUGAAAAAAACAUUAAUUCCAAAAUAAAAAUUAGAUUGUUGCACGACUUGGUUGCGUCCACGUAAGAUGGACAAUUUUGUAAAGACCCUCAUAGAGGAGGUGAAAUCACAGGGCGUCUUCGACGAGUUUCGAUUCAAUUGCUGUCUAGCGGAUGUGGACACAAAGCCAGCAUACCAGAACGUACGCAACCGCGUCGAGACUGCUGUAAACGAUUUUCUGGCCAAGCAACAUUGGACACCUGAUACGAACAAAGUGCAGCUGCGGGAACGACUGCGCAAACAUUUGCUUGACUCCGAUGUGCUGGAUAAGGGCGUUGAUCAUAUAGUGGAUCAAGUAGUCAACCCGAAGGUAGCCACAAUAUUUGAGCCAAAAAUUGAAAGCAUUGCCUACAAAUAUCUGGGCAUAACGCCACCCCCGCCGCCAGCAAACCCGCCUCCACGUCCACCCCUGCUACCAGCUCCACCCUUGCCCCCCUACACUGGACAUGGCCUGAGGCAUCUGAAUGGCGGUAAUUUGCUUAAGGUGGAAACAACGGCCAGCCUGUUGCCAACAGACCUAGAGCAAAUCAGUCCUGAUUCCGAUCGUGCGACUGUCAAGUCGGAUACUAAGGAUGACAGCAAGGACGAUGAGCUGCCACCUGGUGUGGAUGGUGAAGAUAUUCUCGAUGAUGAUGAUACCACAUCCCCCGCAUUCGAACCGGCCAGCAGCAUUAAGGAAGACACAAACAAUGCCUCGCUAAACACAUCUGAUUCAAUAAAGGAUGUCAAGGAACUUGCCAAUGACUCGCGAGACGCUGGCGCCUCGCAAGCCUCACAGCUAUCACAGGUAUCUAGCGAUAGUCGCCUAACAAUUGCUUCCACAGAUGCACCACAGCCAACGUCGGCCAACAACAGCGUGGAAUUAGCGUCGAACAUAGCUGCCAACAUAUCAGAGGAAGCGCAAAUGCCCAAGUUUAAUGAGAAUUCCAGCGAUGCAAACGAUAACAGCGGUCGCCAGUUGCACUUCGACAUCAAGCAGGAUGCAAUUACAUUCGAAGGCACUGAGCGCAGAAACUCCCUGUCGGACUGUACCAACGGCGCCACGCAUGCGCUUUCCAUUGAGGACGCCAUCAUGUGCGAGGUGAAGGCCAAUAUAAGUGAUGUCAGCGAUGUUGCCAUGGAGCCAGUACCAAAACCGCUACCUGAUCCGACUGAAUCCGAUCGAUCUAUGGAGAGCAGUCUCUUUGCGGAAUCAACACCAAACUCGCAGCCAGUGAUAGCCAAAGAUAGUACAACGCCCCAGCUACCUCCAUUACCCGAACCACCACAAGUGCUAGAAAGAAAACCAGAGUUACGGCAAACAGUCGAAGCAGGGGUAGAGGACAAGAAGAUAGACGAAACAAAGGCAGUCGACACAAAGAAAGACGAAUCAAAGGCGGACGCAACGGUGAACGACUCAAAGGCAGACAUAUCACAGGCAGACGAAGCUGAGCACACUUCCACAACGCUGCCAAUUUUAAUAGAUGAUAUUAAAAAUGAUAUUAACAGAACAGCCGAAUUUACGGCAUCACCUGCCUCCGCUUCCUCGUCCUCGCAAACGAAGAAACAAUCGCACUCGAGGGACAAGGACCGUCGUCAGCAUUCACACUCACGCUCUGACAACAGGCCGCGACGAAAGUCGCGAGAAAGUGACAAAUCGCGGACUAAAACUUCCUCCAGCUCGAAGCACUCCUCUCAUACAUCACAUUCAUCCAGUUCUAAGCACCGGAGCAGCAGUUCUAAAUAUGACAAGAGCUCCGCUACAACCUCAUCCAGUCGAAGCAAUCAUGAAUCAUCCUCUAAACGUUCGUCAACUCGUCACGAAUCCUCAUCAACGCACAAGAAACACAAGUCCAGCUCGUCGACGUCACGGUCCGAUCGCGACAGGCCGAGAAGUCGCGAGAGCAGAGAAAGCCAUAGUCAUAGUCAUCAAAGUCGCAGCCACAAUGGCAGCGGCAGCUCGUCUUCAAACUCAAAGCGCAGCGAUCGGGAUCGCGAACGUGAUCGGGAACGUGAUCGUGAUCGGAACAAGUCCAGUUCAAAUUCAACUUCCAAUUCCACCUCCAAUUCUAUAGCACCAGUGGUUCAAGAUGAUCAUAACGAGGUCAAAGCGAAGCUACAAAAACGCAACAGCACGGACUCGAAUGAUGAGGGUAAACCACCAGGCUGGACAAGCAAAUCCCAUGCAGAACCUGCCGACUCGCAAAACAAAGAGAAACCCACAGAAACAGCUGCUCAGAAUGGAAAUAAGGACUCGGAAACGAAUGGCACCAAUGGCACUAAUAACAAUGAGUCGGCAGCUGAGCUUGUUCAUGCCAGCAAUGUGGUCGUUAUCAGCGACAUAUUACAGCAAUCCACGGCCAGCUUUAUCGAGCUGAGCAGUGCAGGUGCCUUACAGAUGCCAGCGGAGAACAGCACCAAUAUCGAAUCUAGCGAAAGCGAUGCAAAACCACUGGAGCAAUCCGUGGAGCCAACAGAUACAGGGCCUGAGCGAGUUGUCGAACCAGAGAUUACAAUAGCAACUGAAUAUUCUGACGCUUCGGCUGAGCCUGAAAAGACGCCAAUUGCGGAGCCAGUUGGCAGUGAGCAGGCGACAAUCGAGGACGAAAGCUUAAAGGAUAUGCCUGCUGAGCCAGACAACGCAGAGAUUUGCUCGCAGCCUGUAGACGCAACGGAGGUAGCAACAGCUGCUAUAGCUGACGCGGAGCUUACCGACAAGGAAUCCAUAAGCUUAGAAGAAACAUCCAAAACACAACCCGACAUCGAAGGCACACCUGAGGCCAGCGAAACCAUUACCCACUUCGAGCAGGAUGCUGAGGUGUUUAAAGCGCGCCUGCAGCUGAUUGAGCAACAUAUCAAGGAUCGGCGUCAGCUGCUCAACGUUUUAGGCGAGCUGGGUGAGACAAGCUGCCCGCGGCGCAGUCAAAUCAAACGUCGCCUCAGCAGCGAGGCUGCCUCUUCCAAGCAGCACAGCAGUUCCAGUACCAGCAGCAACAGCAGUUCAGGCAGUCCAAAUGCGAAAGCCAAAAGAACUCGUCGCGAUGAUGCAAAGACGUCGCCCACACCAUCAGAGAUAAGCGUCAAUUCCAAGGAGAACGAAGAGCUGGAAAAGCAUGAAAAAGGCGAUUUGUCCGCUAGAAGGCUCAGCCAGAAGCUGUGCCAGCAGCAACGCUAUACGAACGAUGAUCUCUAUAAGCCCCGUCCACUUUUGUCGCAACGUUCGCGCCGUCGCGGCCUGGAUUCAAUCCUCUAGUUGGUGCUUCACACUUUAACCACAAAUCAAAUCAUAUAUAUAAAUAUAAAAAAAUAUAAAAGGGCAAUUAUU